Molecule: messenger RNA, 1455 nt
Organism: Aaosphaeria arxii CBS 175.79
Lineage: Eukaryota; Fungi; Ascomycota; Dothideomycetes; Pleosporales
Product: DUF1338-domain-containing protein
Exons: 1
Coding region: 1-1455 (484 amino acids)
Molecular function (GO): oxidoreductase activity
Source: RefSeq, a predicted model, not a curated record
AUGCUAUCCAAAGUCCUUCCGGUUCAGCACCUGCCGCAAGGUGGUCCGGGGAAGCAGACCAAUCAUUACGUUCAUCCGGACGAUCUUCGCACAGCAUUCGCCCUAGAAAUGUCACGGAUGUACAGGAACGAGGUCCCUCUGUACAGCGAUCUGAUACGGAUUGUUGAAGGAGUAAACGACCAAAAGUUUGCUCAAUCAAUCAACUCCAACACUAUGGAUCGCCUAGACUUGGAACGACAUGGCGCUAUUCGCCUAGGAAAGCCUAUGGAGAUGCGCACUGUUUGUCGCAUUUUUGGAGUGCUCGGGAUGAGGCCAGUGGGUUACUAUGAUCUAUCUGCGGCUGGUCUACCAAUGCAUGCGACAUGCUUCAGGCCGACAGCGGUGAGCUCAUUAGCCAAGAAUCCCUUCCGAAUUUUCACGACCUUGUUACGACCUGAGCUGAUUCGGUCGAAAGAAGCGCAGGAUCUAGCUGAGUGUAUGUUAGCCAAACGUACAAUCUUCAGCCCUGAGCUGAUGCGGAUGUUGAACACUGCUGAAAGCCAGGAUGGGCUGGAUCCGGAACAGGCAGGAAUCUUCAUCCAGGAAACCCUCAAGACUUUUAGUUGGGCUCCAACUGCUGCUGCUACAGCUGAGGAAUACCAGCUACUCAAGGCUCAACAUCCAAUCUUGGCCGACAUCGCCUGCUUCAAGACAGCUCACAUCAAUCACCUCACUCCUCGGACACUCGACAUCACCACGUCACAGGAGAACAUGCGCAAGGAGGGCAUGGCAGUAAAGGACAGAAUCGAAGGCCCUCCAUCCCGACGCUGUCCAAUCCUUUUGCGCCAGACAAGUUUUCUUGCCCUUGAAGAGCCAAUCAAGUUUGUCAACAACAGCCACGAUGAGUCUCUGCAGAUGGUCCAGGGUUCUCACAAAGCUCGGUUCGGAGAAAUCGAGGAGCGCGGCGCAGCUGUCACACCAUAUGGUCGAAAGUUCUACGAUGAGCUCCUAAGCAAGGCCAUGGAGAAUGCUACCGGGAUGAGCCCUGAGGAAGUAGAUGAGCAAAUGAUAUCUACCUUUUGCAGCUUUCCAGACGAUUGGGAUGAGCUUCGAGCACAGGGCCUGAUAUACUACGAGUAUGAAUGCACUGGCAAGAGCAUUCCCGACACAAUUACAUCGUGUGGCACAGAUAGGGCAACCAUCGUUCAGCAGCUUCUAACAGAGGGCGUGUUGGAAACGAAACCAAUCACGUACGAAGACUUCCUCCCUUUCUCAGCUGCCGGAAUCUUUCAGUCCAACCUAGGCGACAAGUCCAAUCAGGACAACUUGCCCAUCCUUAAAGGAUCGGCUGCACAAGAUCAACUUGAGAGGGCGUUAGAUAUGUGUAUUAUAGACCCAGAUCAACUGUACGCCUCCGCGCAAGAGGCUAGCUUGGAGAUAUGUCUGCGCAAGCUAGGUACAAGCCGUCGAACAUAG